Messenger RNA from Lycium barbarum (goji berry), 5753 nucleotides. RefSeq lists its product as uncharacterized. The coding region runs from base 315 to 5375 and encodes 1686 amino acids. Lineage: Eukaryota; Viridiplantae; Streptophyta; Magnoliopsida; Solanales; Solanaceae. The transcript has 10 exons. The record is from RefSeq and is a predicted model, not a curated record. Gene Ontology annotation, molecular function: protein binding.
GAAUAUAGCAAUAAAUAAAAAAGGAAAGGGCUUGCUCACGAUAGUUAACGUGCACCCUCGUUGUUACUCCUCUGUCUCACUCUCUCCACCCACAAACAUUUUCGCAUAAUCACCAUUCCUCCUUUUUCUUCUUCUCCGCCAUUGAUCAUCACCACUAUUACAUUCUUACACACAAUUGAUUGGUAUAUAAUAUUACUAAGAGAGAAGAAGAAGAAAACUCGGAAAUAUAAUUUUCAAUUCAAAUUAAAUUAAAUAAAAGAAAAAGCCAUUCCUAAGCUCAAAACCAGCAAAAAAAAAAAAAGAAAAGAAGGAAAAUGAAAAACCACCACUACCACAAUUUGGGCGGAGAGACGGCGGUUUCAUCAUCAGCUGAGCACCAUUCACAGCCGUCCUCGGCCGUGCAGCCAUGUAGAAUGACGUCGUCAUCAUCAUCUCCGGCAACCACGUCAUCAUCGGAGAAACCAACGGUGGCUGUGGAUGAUCCUACUGCAGCAGCAGCCACGUCUUCAUGUAUAACAGUGGAGAGGCGAGGUGAGUAUGCGGCUGUGUGUAAAUGGUCAAUAAGUAAUUUCACAAGAGUUAAAGCUAGGUCAUUAUGGAGCAAGUACUUUGAAGUUGGUGGUUAUGAUUGCCGUUUGUUAGUUUACCCUAAAGGUGACUCACAGGCAUUGCCUGGUUAUAUAUCUAUUUACCUUCAGAUUAUGGACCCUCGUAAUACGACGUCGUCUAAGUGGGACUGCUUUGCUAGUUAUCGUCUCGCUGUUGAGCUUCCAACCGACACCUCAAAGUCGAUACAUAGGGACUCGUGGCAUAGAUUCUCAUCCAAGAAGAAAUCUCAUGGCUGGUGUGAUUUUACUCCUUCAAAUUUAGGGUUUUUACUUAACAACAAUGAUUGCAUACUUAUUACUGCUGAUAUACUUAUACUUCAUGAGUCGGUUAGUUUUACGCGUGAUAAUAACAAUGAAAUGCAAUCUAAUUCUGCUUCGAAUGUAGUAGUUACGGGCGCAGCUGGUGGUGAUGUUUUGAGUGGGAAAUUUACUUGGAAGGUUCAUAAUUUUAGCUUGUUUAAGGAAAUGAUUAAAACUCAGAAGAUUAUGAGCCCUGUUUUUCCGGCUGGGGAGUGUAAUGUGAGGAUUAGUGUGUACCAAAGCUCGGUAAAUGGGGUGGAUUUUCUGUCAAUGUGCUUAGAGAGUAAGGAUACUGAAAAGACUAGUUCGAGUUCAGAUAGGAGUUGUUGGUGUUUGUUUAGGAUGUCGGUGUUGAAUCAGAAGCCGGGUUUGAAUCAUAUGCAUAGGGAUUCUUAUGGAAGGUUUGCUGCUGAUAAUAAGAGUGGAGAUAACACGAGCUUGGGAUGGAAUGAUUACAUGAAGAUGGCAGAUUUUAUAGGGUCAGAUUCAGGGUUCUUGGUGGAUGAUACUGCAGUUUUCAGUACUUCAUUUCACGUGAUUAAGGAGCUUAGUAGCUUUUCCAAGAAUGGAGGAUUAAUUGGUGUUAGGAGUGGGAGUAGUGCCAGGAAGUCUGAUGGUCAUAUGGGCAAGUUUACAUGGAGGAUUGACAACUUCACAAGGUUGAAAGAUCUCUUAAAGAAACGAAAGAUUACUGGGCUUUGCAUAAAGAGCAGGAGGUUUCAGAUCGGCAAUCGGGAUUGUCGGCUGAUUGUUUACCCCAGAGGACAGUCUCAGCCUCCAUGCCACCUUUCUGUAUUUCUUGAAGUCACAGAUUCAAGGAAUACUAAUAGUGACUGGAGUUGUUUCGUGAGCCAUCGGUUGUCUGUUGUGAAUCAAAAGAUGGAGGAGAAGUCUGUAACGAAGGAAUCUCAGAAUCGGUAUUCUAAAGCUGCAAAGGACUGGGGUUGGCGCGAAUUUGUGACCCUUACUAGCCUCUUUGAUCAAGAUUCUGGAUUUCUUUUUCAGGAUACUCUUGUGUUCUCUGCAGAAGUCCUUAUUUUGAAGGAGACAUCCAUCUUCCAGGAGUUGAUCGAUCAGGAUAAUGAGUCAGCAAAUGGAGGUACCCAGUUGGACAAAGGUGGGAAGAAAAGUUCUUUUACAUGGAAGGUGGAGAACUUCUUGUCCUUCAAGGAGAUAAUGGAGACACGGAAAAUAUUUAGCAAAUUCUUUCAAGCAGGUGGAUGUGAGCUUCGUAUUGGAGUAUAUGAAUCCUUUGACACUAUAUGUAUAUAUCUGGAGAGUGAGCAGUCUGCUGGUACUGAUCCAGACAAGAAUUUUUGGGUUAGAUAUAGGAUGGCUAUUCUGAACCAGAAAAAUCAAUCUAAAACAGUGUGGAAGGAGUCCUCCAUUUGCACUAAAACUUGGAAUAAUUCCGUUCUUCAAUUUAUGAAGGUCUCAGAUAUGUUGGAACCAGAUGCAGGAUUUCUCGUACGUGAUACAGUUGUCUUUGUUUGUGAAAUUCUGGAUUGCUGUCCCUGGUUUGAAUUUUCUGACCUUGAGGUGUUGGCGUCCGAGGAUGAUCAAGAUGCUCUGACAACUGAUCCUGAUGAGCUCCUUGACUCAGAAGAUAGCGAAGGAAUCAGCGGAGAUGAAGAAGAUAUCUUCCGGAAUCUUCUUUCUAGAGCAGGGUUUCACCUCACUUACGGAGAUAAUCCUUCACAGCCACAGGUCACUUUAAGGGAAAAACUUCUUAUGGAUGCGGGUGCAAUAGCUGGGUUCCUGACCGGACUUCGUGUGUAUCUUGAUGACCCUGCUAAAGUAAAGCGCUUGCUCCUUCCUACUAAGAUAUCUGGCUGUAAUGAUGGAAAGAAAGUAAAUAAGAGUGAAGAAUCUUCCCCCAGUUUAAUGAACUUGCUGAUGGGCGUAAAAGUCUUGCAGCAAGCAAUCAUUGAUUUGCUUUUGGAUAUAAUGGUCGAAUGUUGUCAACCUUCGGAAGAAAGUUCUAGCAAUGAGUCAUUUGAAGUGAGUUCUAAAGCUGUUGCAAAUGGCAGUGGAGGAAAUAGUCAAUUGGAGUCUGAUAGGUGCAAUGGUGCAAAUGAACCUUCGCAACCUUUAGUCCAUGACAGACAGGAUUCAGCGGCGGAUGAAAGCAUGAAUUCAUCUGCUGUGCAAAGCUCUGACAUUGGUGGGAGUGAUGCUCCUGAGAAAGCUUUCUCGGUCCAGCCUAUUUGUCCAUCAGAAACAUCUGCUGGCAGUUUCUCUGAAAAUCCUUCACUGCGCGCAAAGACCAAAUGGCCGGAGCAAUCCGAGGAGCUUCUUGGGUUGAUAAUCAACUCCUUGAGAGCACUUGAUGGAGCUGUUCCUCAAGGUUGUCCUGAACCAAGGAGGAGGCCGCAGUCUGCGCAGAAGAUAGCGCUUGUACUGGAUAAAGCUCCCAAGCAUUUGCAAGCAGACCUAGUUGGUCUUGUACCGAAACUAGUUGAGCAUUCGGAACAUCCUCUUGCUGCUUGUGCGCUUCUCGAACGACUUCAGAAGCCAGAUGCCAAACCGGCACUAAGGAUGCCAGUCUUCAGUGCACUCGGCCAAUUGGAAUGUAAUAGUGAUGUAUGGGAACGUGUUCUUUUUCAGUCAUUUGAUCUUUUAGCAGAUUCCAAUGAUGAACCUCUGGCAGCAACAGCGGACUUUAUAUUCAAGGCCGCACUUCACUGCCAACAUCUUCCAGAAGCAGUUAGAGCCAUACGUGUCAGGCUUAAAACUUUGGGAACCGAAGUCUCUGCAUGUGUUCUUGAUUAUUUGAGUCGAACUGUAAAUAGCUGUGCAGAUAUUGCUGAAGCUCUUCUGAGAGAUAUAGAUUGUGAGAAUGAUUUUUGUGACAACUACUCCGCUGUACCUUGUGGGCUUUUCUUAUUUGAUGAAAGUUGUCACAAUUCUGACAGACCACAUACAGGGGAUGAACACGCUUUCCAUUUGACUCAUCAUUUUUCUGAUAUUUUUAUACUGAUUGAGAUGUUGUCAAUUCCCUGCCUUGCUAUUGAAGCUUCCCAGACCUUUGAAAGAGCUGUAGUUCGAGGGGCCUUUGUCGCCCAGUCUGUAGCAAUGGUUUUGGAGAGGCGGCUUGCUCGGAGAUUAAAUUUGACCUCUCAAUACGUUGCUGAAGAUUUUCAGCAUACCGAUUUGGUUGUAGAAGAGGGAACCAUUGAGCAAUUAAGAGCUCAGCGAGAUGACUUUACUUCAAUUCUUGGUCUUGCCGAGACAUUGGCACUUUCUAGAGAUCCGCAUGUAAAAGGUUUUGUAAAGCUUCUUUACACCAUUUUGUUCAAAUGGUAUGCUGACGAGUCUUACCGAUUGAGGAUCCUCAAGAGGCUUGUUGAUCGUGCCACAAGUUCUAUAGAAGGUGCACGUGAAGUAGACUUAGAUUUGGAGAUUUUGGUGAUCUUGAUUAAUGAGGAGCAAGAAAUUGUCAGACUAGUUCUUAGCAUGAUGAGGGAGGUGGCUGAACUUGCAAAUGUUGAUCGUGCUGCACUUUGGCAUCAGUACUGCACCAGUGAAGACGAAAUUCUACGCCUUCGUGAGGAAAGGAAAGCGGAAAGUGCCAAUAUGGCUAAAGAGAAAGCUACCAUUUCCCAAAAGCUUAACGAUUCAGAGGGUACUAAUAGUCGUCUCAAGUCUGAGAAUAGGGCCGAGAUGGAUCGUUUUGCUGGAGAAAGGAAGGAACUCAUGGAACAAAUACAAGAAGUUGAAAGUCAACUUGAAUGGCUACGGUCUGAACGUGAUGACAAAAUUACUAGGCUCACAGCAGAGAAAAGGGCUCUUCAAGAUCGCUUGCAUGAUGCAGAAACACAACUUUCCCAAUUGAAAUCACGGAAACAUGAUGAAUUGAAGAGAGUGAUGAAGGAGAAAAAUGCUCUUGCUGAAAGGUUGAAAAAUGCUGAAGCUGCUCGAAAAAGAUUCGAUGAAGAAUUGAAACGUUAUGCGACAGAAAAUGUGACACGAGAAGAAAUACGGAAAUCGCUUGAGGAUGAAGUACGGCGGUUGACACAAACAGUUGGACAAACGGAAGGGGAGAAACGUGAAAAGGAGGAGCAGGUUGCUCGCUGUGAAGCAUUUAUUGACGGGAUGGAAUCCAAAUUGGAAGCCUGCCAGCACUACAUCCGUCAGUUAGAAGCAUCACUUCAGGAAGAAAUGUCUCGGCAUGCCCCAUUAUAUGGGGCUGGUUUGGAAGCUUUAUCGAUGAAGGAGUUGGAGACAUUAGCACGGAUUCAUGAAGAAGGACUUAGCCAGAUCCAUUCCAUCCAACAGCGUAAAGGAAGUCCAGCUGGUAGUCCUCUAGUAAGCCCCCAUAACCUUCCACCCACUCAUACACUGUUUCCUUCUGCUCCUCCUGCUAUGGCUGUUGGACGGCCCCCUUCCCUGAUUCCAAAUGGUGUUGCAAUUCAGAGUAAUGGACAUGUAAAUGGUUCUAUCAGGCCCUGGUUCAACCAUUCUUGAAACUGGGUCUCAGACUCGUCUUGCACCACUUGACGACGUGGUUUUUGGUCUCAUCCUCAAGCCUUGCUCAUCCAUUAGGAGCUUGCUAGUAAUUAAAUGUGUAGGGCGGUAAUCUUUUAUCCAUUUUCCAGAUCUCUUGGCAUAGCUUGUAGGACUGUUGGAGAAAGGGAAAAGUCAUUAGAGUCCAAUAGCACUAACAUUUGCAAAUGCCAUGCUCAUUAUUGAGUUUUUUUUUUUUUUUUACUCAUAUCAAUUAAAAGCAUUAGAAAGUUUUGUUUACUGCUCAUCUCGUUAUUCUGAAACUUUCCACGAUCCUGAUUUAUAACUUUCAAGUUACUUCUUCUCUAACUUAAAGAAAGAGAGUUAGUUCUUCUCUAA